Carassius carassius (crucian carp) is the source of this 1725-nucleotide messenger RNA. RefSeq names its product guanylate-binding protein 1-like. The transcript is spliced from 8 exons. Lineage: Eukaryota; Metazoa; Chordata; Actinopteri; Cypriniformes; Cyprinidae. Gene Ontology annotation, molecular function: GTPase activity; GTP binding. The record is from RefSeq and is a predicted model, not a curated record. The coding region runs from base 1 to 1716 and encodes 571 amino acids.
AUGAAUAAACCAGUGUGCUUCAUUGACACGGACUCAGCUGGGAAGCUGUGUGUGCAGCAGUCGGCUCUUGAGAUCCUGGAAAAGAUCCACAAGCCGGUGGUGGUGGUGGCUGUGGUGGGGCUUUACCGCACCGGGAAGUCCUACCUGAUGAACCGCCUCGCUGGGAAACAAACAGGGUUUGCGCUGGGAAGCACAAUUGAGUCCAAGACGAAGGGCAUCUGGAUGUGGUGUGUGCCCCAUCCCACUAAAGCAGGAAUCACUCUAGUUCUGCUGGAUACAGAGGGACUCGAAGACGUGGAUAAGGGAGACCCAAAGCAUGACACCAACAUCUUCAGUCUGGCUGUGUUACUCAGCAGCACUCUGGUCUACAACAGUCGAGGGACAAUUGACAACAAGGCUGUCAUGGAACUACAAUAUGUCACUGUAUUAUCAGAGUGCAUCAAGGUCAAAUCAUCAGAUGAGGAUGCUGAGGAUUCAAGCGAGUUUGUAAAGUUCUUCCCUAGUUUCAUCUGGGCUGUGAGGGACUUCACACUGGAGCUAAAGAUCAAUGGCAAAGAUGUAACCGAGGAUGAGUAUCUAGAGUUUGCUCUGAAGCUGAAACAUGGUAAUUUAAAAAUACUGCAAAAUAUUAUUUUUAAUAAUUCAUCAACAACUAUCACAAAUAUCAAAACUACUUCUAUUCUGGGUCAUCUGGCUAAAACAUAUGUGGACACCAUCUCAAGUGGGGCUGUGCCAUGUCUGGAGAAUGCUGUAAUAGCAAUGGUAAUAAUUGAGAAUGAGGCUGCAGUGAAGGAGGGCCUUCAGGUUUACCAAAGUGGAAUGGAGAAGCUGAAGGACUCCUUCCCUCUGGAACAGAAGGAUGUGUCUUCAGAACACCAACAUCUUAGCAGCAUGGCAACACAAGUCUUCAUGAAGCGUUCCUUCAAGGACACUGAUGGGAAGUACCUGAAAUCCCUAGAGGAAAAUAUUAUUAAACUCUUUGAUGGAUACCUGUGCCAAAACGAAAAAUCUUCAAAGAAAAGAUGUGAGGAAAUCCUGUCAUCCCUCUCUGCACCAGUGAUGGAAAAACUCGAGCAGGGCUUCUAUGCCAAACCUGGUGGCUAUGAUCUCUUCUGCACAGAUCUGGAGAACAUUGUGAAGAAAUAUAACAGCCAGGCCAAAAAAGAAGUCAAGGCUGAAGAGGUCCUAGAGGAGUUCCUGAAACAGAAAUCUGUGGAUUCUAAAGCUAUUCUGCAGGCCGACAAGAAACUGACUGAGAAGGAGAAAAAGAUUAAAGAGGAAAAAGAGAAAGCAGCCUUCCUGGGGCAGAAAAUUAAAGCUGGAGAGGAGAAGCAGCGACAACUCAAAGAGAAGAUGGAAGCAGAGAGACAGAGCAACGAAGAGAGGAUGAGACAGAUGAAGGACAAGAUGGAUGAGGAGCUAAGGCUUCAGAAAGAGGAGGCUGAACGUGCCAUGAACAGUAAACUGAGAGAGCAGGCUGAUCUGCAGGAGAAGGGCUUUAAGGAGAAGGCAGACAGGAUGAGCCAAGAGAUCGAAGAGUUCAGGAGAAAGAGCACUGAAGCCGAAAGUAACAAAGCUAGAGAGUUUGCUGCUAUUUUAGAAAACUCAGACAGGAGACAUGAGGAGUUUAUGGCUAUGAUGAUGCAGCAGCACAGAGAACACAUGAUGGCCAUGCAGAAGCCGGAUCCACAUGCAAGCAUCUGUCGUAUCAUGUGAAAUGGAUUG